AUGUGGAUGUUAAAAACUAGUGUGAUAAUCCUGGCUGUAGUGGUGUCAGCAUCAGCCAAAUCAAAGAGGUUCACUAGACUGCAGAGUGAUCCCUUGACAACAACGAGAUGUGACCUUAUAUGUUUUGAUGCGAGCAAAGAAACUAAAUCUCAGUGUCGGUCAGCUUGUCGUUCAGAGACACAAAAGCCAGGAACGUGUCCUGAUGGAGACGAUCCUCGCUGGAUGGCCGCUUGCCUCGAAGCAUGUAAUCAUGAUUCUCAAUGUGACGGCACCCAAAGAUGCUGCAAGCAUGGAUGCAGUUCAACAUGCAGUGAACCCAUCGAUUUAUUGACGAUACCGAGCCUUCCAGCGAUGCCGUCAAUAGAAGAACCAAAAGAAAGACGUCGGGCAGUUCAGAUUAAAUGGACAGAUGGUGUUGGUGAUGAAGCGAGAUCAGUUCCAGGUAGAGUUCUUUACCUAUUGGAAGAACAACAUCACCUUGGCCCCAACUACGAUGAAUCACGACUUGGAGAGUGGAAUCUCCUGAUGAGAACCAAUAAGACCAAAGUGUCUCUACGUAACCAGUUGAAACCAGGUCGUUGGUAUCGUUUCCGUGUAGCUGCAGUGAGUGCGUCUGGUACAAGAGGAUUCUCUGAACCUAGCGCUCCCUUCACCCCUCGUAAAGGACCACGCCCUCCACCUCCGCCAAAGAAGCUAAAAGUGGAACAUGUCAGAACAGACAAUGGUACUGUAACAAUACGACUGGAAUGGAAAGAGCCAAAAUCUGAUUUACCAGUGAUGAGAUAUAAAGUUUUCUGGAGCAGACGACUUCGAGGUCUCUCAGGGGAGUUGGAUUCUGUUGUCGUUAAUCAUCAAACUGUGCCAAAGGAUCAAACUUUCGUUGAAAUAAGUAAACUACAUCCGAAUUCAAUGUAUUUCCUCCAAGUACAAACAAUAAGUGCAUUUGGUGGUGGAAAACUACGAAGUGAAAAGGCUGAAAUUUUUUAUAACACAACGAGUUCUGAACACCCACCUCAAGCUUUAAAAAGACGAAUAGACAACUCCGUAACAGGACUCAGAUUAAACAAACUUAUAUGGCUGAACCAUAAAAUUAAAGCUAAAUUGUCAUGGGAAUUACCUCCAGGCGCAAAGGGACAAUCUCGAAGAUAUUUUGUGCACUGGACAACUCUGUCCUGCCAACAUCCAGCAACAGAAUUGAAGGAAUUUUCAGCUGUAACUGAGCAAACCAGCUUUGAAAUAUAUGAGUUGGAUUACAAGUGCAAAUACAAAGUAAACGUGAACAGAACUCCGAACAACGAUACUCCAGACUCCGAAUACAUUUUAUCAGUUCCUGGAUGCGACUAUUUUAAACGGAAAUUUAAUAGCUCCAUCGUCAAAUGUAAAGCAUAG
This is a messenger RNA of Danaus chrysippus (African queen), 1389 nucleotides long. The record is from the annotation of a GenBank genome assembly. Lineage: Eukaryota; Metazoa; Arthropoda; Insecta; Lepidoptera; Nymphalidae.